Messenger RNA from Blumeria graminis f. sp. triticale, 2274 nucleotides. The record is from the annotation of a GenBank genome assembly. NCBI's taxonomy places the organism in Eukaryota, Fungi, Ascomycota, Leotiomycetes, Helotiales, Erysiphaceae.
AUGAAGGCUAUAUAUCAUCGAGCGGCGUGUCGACAAAUUUAUGCCCAAAAUCUAUGGAAUCCAAACGAUGUGAUAAUUAAGGUUAUUCCUAAUCUCCCUACAGCUAUAAAGUCCGAAAAGCGCCACGGAAGUUCUGUUCCUGGCCCGCUGGAGAGUCGACGUCGGGUUGGGAAAAGGCAGAUAGCUUAUUCAUUUGAAUCUAUUCCCACCUCAUAUCAGAGCCAUUGGUCAUGGCUAAAGUCAUUUCAAGAAGUCGAUUUCUCUCGAUGGAAAUGGGAACCUCCUAGGACUUAUGCCAAAGUGACGCGCCAGCGUACUCGUGUCCCGGCCUACCCUAUUCUUUCUUUCGAUACAUUAAAAGAAUUUGCCUCUUUCUCCAAAGUUAGACAGUUUGUCUCCAGAAAUAUUGAUUACAUUAACAAGAAAUUAAUAAUCCCGCUAGAAACCAACACUGCCGGUACCAUCGAACUUUUCUUGAAGACUGGUCACAAGCUCAAAAAAAUACUCAAUGAAACGAUAAAACAACAUAUACUAAGAAAUAUAUUAAACAUAAAGGAUCUUAAUACAGUGAAAGAACAAUUGGGGAAUAAGAGAUUGGAAUUUGAUUUCGCUGAAGCUCCUUGUUCCACUCAUUAUCGAGAAGUAUGGAACAGUUAUACAGCUUCUAUUACAAAAAAAAGUAGUACGAUAAUUCCACCAACAGUUAUUCAAAUGUUAGAAGAUCUAUCAGGACUUUCAUCCACCUCCGAAAUACAAAACCUAGCUCUUUCCAUUGUCAAAGCGUUUCCUCGCUGGGAAAACGGAAAGGUACCUCUUAGAAUUUAUCGGACUUUAGUUAUGUCAUGGACAUUGAGCUGGAGUCAAAAUACAACAGUCGCCAAUUUUCUGAGCAAAGAUCCAUUUUUGAAUUCUAAAAUUGAAAAGUCUCUCUCAGAUGCAGAGGCGAUGGUAGCUCGGGUAGAACAGAUGGGCUCCAAGCUUCAAGGUAAUGAAGGCAUGGAUUCUAGAUGUGAUAUUCUGGGCCUCGUUCUAGAGACGAAAACCGAGAUUUUUUCUAGUCUUAAAGCUAUCGAAAGUGCAGAGAAUAUCAUGAGUCCAUUCAAGAUUUCAACUCAAAGUCUCGCGAAAUUUCUUACAAAUCUCCCUAGAAAAAUGCAGAAAGCUAUCCUUGAAGAUUGUUCACAGGAAUUAUGUAAGAUUAUUGAAAAAAAUGAAAGUAUGAAUAUAAUGAGUUUAAAAAGAAAUUGGCUCUAUGUGAUCUCUCAAAUACCAGCACUCAAUCACGCUGAGUUUCUAGGCCUCUGGAAUCAUAUGGAUUCCUACGGUAGAUCACUCCCUUCUAAUUUCUAUCCUGAGCUGUUACUCAAUAGAUGGGCGAGUAUAGAAAAAUCCGAAAAUAAUGCACUUGUUAGGAAUACCCUAGAAACAACUAUGCUCGAGACUGAGGAAGUAUAUGGUUCUUGGAUAUCUUUGAUAUAUGCAAUAUAUCAUUCUGAUCGGAAAGAAGUGCACUUCAAUAAAAUAGGCACCAUCUUCCGUACUCUUUGUGCACGUCGGGAAAUCGACUCUAUUAAAUACAUCAUGCUUAAUAUAAGCAAGAUCAACCCCCGACUUCCAGCAGAGGUUGUAGAGUUUGUUGUUGAAGCAAUGACUGAUCUUGAUCCUGAGACAGCCUGGAAUAUCGCCAUGAUCUCUCGUAUAAUGAAGCCGGGUCGGAAAUAUCGAUCUGACAGAUAUCCUCGUGGUGACUAUCGGACAUUAAGAUAUUCUCGUUGUCCAAAAUUUGUGACUUGGAUGAUAACCGAGACCAAAUUACACCCUAUUCAUAUUUGGCGUAUUCUAGGAGUUCCAAUUCAUGCAAAAUACUCUCCACGUUAUAGGAACCAGCCGAAAACCACCCCACUAGAUUGUCACUCUGAGGUCUUGUUCAAGAAGAUGGCUACCGCCUUUGCUUUUUGUAAGAGAUUACCUCCAAGAGUUGCCCUACGAAAUACUAUGCAGUGUUGGCAUCAUCUAAGACACAAUAAAAUACCAGUAGAUAAGACGAUGGCAAAGGCUUUAGUUCAUAGUGGCCUUGUGCGAUAUAUUGAAAACAAUUCGUGGGUCCCACGUGAAAGAAUAGUCUGGCUACUUCCAAUAGUGGCGAAUGCUGAGGGACUUGAGGUUGCACAACAAGUGGAGCAAGCGGUCAAUGCUUGGAAUGCAGAGAUAACCAAUAAAAAAAUGAAAAUUAAUAGAGAGCUUAAUGUUCUACGGACUGGAAUAAUUGAUUAG